AUCUGUUUAAGCAUAAGAUUUGGGUUUUGAAGUGUUUCAGCAACUUGAUAGUGUCCAAGUCAUGACGCUCCCAUUUCGAAAGGACUUGGACAGGUACAAAGAUCUCGAUGAGGAUGAAAUUCUUGGCAAACUUUCAGAAGAAGAACUGAAACAACUGGAAAAUGUUUUGGAUGAUCUUGAUCCUGAGAAUGCACUUCUGCCUGCAGGCUUCCGACAGAAAGACCAGACUGCCAAAAAGGCUUCAGGUCCCUUCGACAGGGAACGACUCCUCGCAUAUUUAGAGAAGCAGGCUCUUGAGCACAAAGACAGGGAAGACUAUGUGCCUUUUACAAGAGAAAAGAAAGGGAAAGUAUUUAUCCCCAAGCAAAAGCCUGUACAGUCUUACACAGAAGAAAAAUUCUCUCUUGAUCCAGAACUGGAGGAAGCCUUGACCAGUGCCACAGACACAGAAUUAGGUGACCUCGCAGCUAUACUGGGAAUGUCCAACUUGAUAACAAACAAUCAGUUCUGUGAUGUCGUAGGAAGCAGUAAUGGGGUUGACAAAGACAGCUUCUCAAAUAUAGUAAAAGGUGAAAAAAUGUUGCCUGUUUUUGAUGAACCACCAAAUCCCACAAAUGUGGAGGAGACACUGCAAAGGAUUAAAAAUAAUGAUUCUCGUCUUGUUGAAGUUAAUCUAAAUAACAUCAAGAACAUACCGAUUCCAACGCUGAAGGAGUUUGCAAAAGCCUUAGAAAGCAACACACACGUCAGGAGCUUCAGCCUCGCAGCCACCCGAAGCAAUGAUCCUGUCGCUGUCGCUCUUGCAGAUAUGCUGAGAGUAAACACAAAAUUAAAAAGUUUAAACAUAGAAUCAAACUUCAUCACUGGAGCUGGAAUUUUGGCACUGGUUGAUGCACUGAAAGACAACGAAACAUUAACAGAGAUCAAAAUUGAUAACCAGAGGCAGCAGCUGGGCACUGCUGCAGAAGUAGAAAUUGCCAAGAUGCUUGAAGAAAACACCAAGAUCCUCAAGUUUGGAUACCAUUUCACACAACAGGGACCUCGAGCAAGGGCAGCUGCAGCUAUCACAAAAAAUAAUGAUUUGGUUCGAAAGAGGAGGGUUGAAGGAGACAACUAGCAGAUCUUGUUACCAAAACUGUGGAGCUUUCAAAGGUCGUCAAGGCACGAUUUGGCAAUCUUGGGCUACAUUUACCUGGGCUAGAAGGGAAAAGACUGGAA
This is a messenger RNA of Merops nubicus (carmine bee-eater), 1218 nucleotides long. RefSeq names its product tropomodulin 3 (ubiquitous) (gene TMOD3). Gene Ontology annotation, biological process: myofibril assembly; pointed-end actin filament capping; muscle contraction. Gene Ontology annotation, molecular function: tropomyosin binding. Gene Ontology annotation, cellular component: myofibril; striated muscle thin filament. The coding region runs from base 62 to 1117 and encodes 351 amino acids. The record is from RefSeq and is a predicted model, not a curated record. NCBI's taxonomy places the organism in Eukaryota, Metazoa, Chordata, Aves, Coraciiformes, Meropidae. The transcript has 9 exons.